AUGACAGGGGUAACGCGCAAGGUGACAGUUCGUGACUUGACGACGCGCGAGCACAUUGAAUCACCUUGGAAGUACAAGGACUUCUGCGCACGAGCCGCUGAAGAAGUUAAGAAGUGCGGUGUGUACAUCCACCAGGAGCCCAUGGUAAGGCCGCCUGGGCCUUUGCGCUUGUAUCGUUCUGUGAGAGCUGCAGGGGAAGUCCCCGGUCUUCCGGCAAAACUCAAGGCAGCAAUUCAGACGCCACGGCUGCGCGGGAUGCAUUCCAGGCCUGGCACUAGCAAUACAACCUGUGGCUCUGAGUGUAGUAGCCCGGUGGGCUCGAGUGCUUCCCAUGGCAUCUCCAGACCUUUAAGGGAGAGGGCUCCCAGCCCUACCACGUCGCCAACAUUUUGGAGGAGGAGAGUACUGGCCGAGGAACAGAACGAGGUGCCAAGUAUCUCCAGCCGCUCUCGCAGGUCAAAGAGUUCAGAGGUCAGAAGUGCGAUCUUGCCUACCUGGAAGCGCUGGAGAGCACCACCACUGCAGUCCUCAGAGCCACCCAGAACAUCCCUGAAGGGCCUUGACGACACGGAGGUUGUGAUGUACACCAGGCGGCGCUCACCCGAAUGA
Molecule: messenger RNA, 609 nt
Organism: Cladocopium goreaui
Lineage: Eukaryota; Dinophyceae; Suessiales; Symbiodiniaceae
Source: the annotation of a GenBank genome assembly